UCCCUUUCUGAUUGGUGGAGAAGAGCCAUCAAUCUUCAGUGUUCACACCACAAAUCCAAGAAACGGGUGAAAGUGGGGCGAUUGUAGCAGUGGACUCAGCGGGAGCAAAGAGAUCAGAGCAAGAUGUGCGAUUUUUCAGAGGAUCAAAUUGCCGAAUUCAAAGAGGCUUUCUGCCUCUAUGAUCGAAUUGGUGAAGGUAGAAUUGGCUACAACCAAUUUGCUGAUCUGCUGCGUGCCCUUGGCCAGAAUCCAUGCAAUGCAGAAGUCUUGAAAGUUCUUGGGAAUCCAAAGCCUGAAGAUAUGAAUAUGAAAACUCUGGAUUUUGAGCAAUUUCUCCCAAAACUUCAAGACAUUGCAAGAAACAAAGAACCUGGAACCUUUGAGGAUAUUGUAGAGGGCCUGCGAGUCUUUGAUAAAGAAGGAAAUGGCACAGUCAUGGGUGCUGAACUGCGCCAUGUGCUGGUUACUCUUGGUGAGAAAAUGACCGAUGAAGAAGUGGAGACUCUGCUGGCCGGCCAAGAGGAUGCAAAUGGCUGUAUUAACUAUGAGGCUUUUGUCAGGCACAUCAUGUCUGGGUGAAUGGCAGGCCAUGAGUUGGUCCGAAUGGUGAUGAAUGGCUGAUGGCUCUCUUGUACCUGAAUUUUAAGUGCCUUUUCUACUUGAACACAAACCUUUUUUCUAAAUGAAUUACUUUCUUGUUUAUAUCACAUGCACAGAUGCAGGCUAGAGAAUGGUAGUCUCCAAUGCACUAAUAGUGGGAGCUGAAAAGAUAGUUGGAGGAAGUUUAUUCCUUUUUAUACUGCAACCUUCAGAUCUUGGUACUAAGUGCCCCAUACAGUUUGAGGGAAGCAGUUGCUCUUUUUUUCCUCCCCUUUGUGUACACAUGCAUGAACGUACUCACACUUUUUAAAGGCUGAGUGUUGGGUGAGGAAUUUGGAUGCCCCUAGUCCAAAAGUAAAGGUGGCUCCAAAUUCACUAGUUUCUGCUCAGAAUGUAUCUGCACAUCUUUUUAAUCUGAAAUUCUUCGUUUUUUUUCAAAAUGCUUUCAAUUAAUAAAAUCUGAACUGUUAACAUGG
Molecule: messenger RNA, 1076 nt
Organism: Mobula hypostoma (lesser devil ray)
Lineage: Eukaryota; Metazoa; Chordata; Chondrichthyes; Myliobatiformes; Myliobatidae
Product: myosin light polypeptide 6-like
Exons: 7
Coding region: 124-579 (151 amino acids)
Cellular component (GO): myosin II complex
Molecular function (GO): structural constituent of muscle; calcium ion binding
Source: RefSeq, a predicted model, not a curated record